CCAUAGUAACAACUGUUGUUGUGGGAGCUUCAGUUGUGUGUGCAAGAGUUUUUGUUGCAGCUGUUGUUGUACCCAGAGAAGAAGUAGGAACUGUUGUAGUAGAGGGAAGAACUGUCGUGGUUAUGGAAGGUGUAGAUGUAGUUGUUUCAGGUGCAAUUGUACUUUGUGAAAUUGUAGACAUAGUUGUUGGAUUUGUUGUUUCUUUAGAUACAAAUGUUGUAGUUGCGGCUUCAGUUGUGGGUACAAAAGUUGUCGUUGAGGCUGUUGUUGUACCCAGAGAUGAAGUAGGCACUGUCACAGUUGUGGAAGGUGUAGAUGUAGUUGUUGAACUUGCAGUCGUACUUUGUGACAUUGUUUGCAUAGUUGUUGGAUUUGUCGUUUCCAUAGUUACAACUGUUGUUGUGGGAGCUUCAGUUGUGUGUGCAAGAGUUGUCGUUGUAGCUGUUGUUGUACCCGGAGAAGAAGUAGGAACUGUUGUAGUAGAGGGAGGAAGUGUCGUGGUUAUGGAAGAUGUAGAUGUAGUUGUUUCAGGUGCAGUUGUACUUUGUGAAAUUGUAGACAUAGUUGUUGGAUUUGUUGUUUCUUUAGUUACAAAUGUUGUACUUGGAGCUUCAGUUGUGGGAGCAAUAGUUGUCUUUGCGGCUGUUGUUGUACCCAGAGAUGAAGUAGGCACUGUCACAGUUGUGGAAGGUGUUGUAGUUGUUGAACUUGCAGUCGUACUUUGUGAAAUUGCUUGUGUAGUUGUUGGAUUUGUCGUUUCCAUAGUAACAACUGUUGUUGUGGGAGCUUCAGUUGUGUGUGCAAGAGUUGUUGUUGCAGCUGUUGUUGUAUCCAGAGAAGAAGUAGGAACUGUUGUAGUAGAGGGAGGAACUGUCGUGGUUAUGGAAGGGGUAGAUGUAGUUGUUUCAGGUGCAGUUGUACUUUGUGAAAUUGUAGACAUAGUUGUUGGAUUUGUUGUUUCUUUAGUUACAAAUGUUGUACUUGGAGCUUCAGUUGUGGGUGCAAUAGUUGUCGUUGCAGCUGUUGUUGUACCCAGAGAUGAAGUAGGCACUGUCACAGUUGUGGAAGGUGUUGUAGUUGUUGAACUUGCAGUCGUACUUUGUGAAAUUGCUUGCGUAGUUGUUGGAUUUGUCGUUUCCAUAGUAACAACUGUUGUUGUGGGAUCUUCAGUUGUGUGUGCAAGAGUUGUUGUUGCAGCUGUUGUUGUACCCGGAGAAGAAGUAGGAACUGUUGUAGUAGAGGGAGGAACUGUCGUGGUUAUGGCAGGUGUAGAUGUAGUUGUUUCAGGUGCAGUUGUACUUUGUGAAAUUGUAGACAUAGUUGUUGGAUUUGUUGUUUCUUUAGAUACAAAUGUUGUAGUUGUGGCUUCAGUUGUGGGUACAAUAGUUGUCGUUGAGGCUGUUGUUGUUCCCAGAGAUGAAGUAGGCACUGUCACAGUUGUGGAAGGUGUAGAUGUAGUUGUUGAACUUGCAGUCGUACUUUGUGACAUUGUUUGCAUAGUUGUUGGAUUUGUCAUUUCCAUAGUAACAACUGUUGUUGUGGGAGCUUCAGUUGUGUGUGCAAGAGUUGUUGUUGCACCUUUUGUUGUACCCAGAGAAGAAGUAGGAACUGUUGUAGUAGAGGGAGGAACUGUCGUGGUUAUGGAAGGUGUAGAUGUAGUUGUUUCAGGUGCAGUUGUACUUUGUGAAAUUGUAGACAUAGUUGUUGGAUUUGUUGUUUCUUUAGUUACAAAUGUUGUACUUGGAGCUUCAGUUGUGGGUGCAAUAGUUGUCGUUGCGGCUGUUGUUAUACCCAGAGAUGAAGUAGGCACUGUCACAGUUGUGGAAGGUGUAGAUGUAGUUGUUGAACUUGCAGUCGUACUUUGUGACAUUGUUUGCAUAGUUGUUGGAUUUGUCGUUUCCAUAGUAACAGCUGUUGUUGUGGGAGCUUCAGUUGUGUGUGCAAGAGUUGUUGUUGCACCUUUUGUUGUACCCGGAGAAGAAGUAGGAACUGUUGUAGUAGAGGGAGGAACUGUCGUGGUUAUGGAAGGUGUAGAUGUAGUUGUUUCAGGUGCAGUUGUACUUUGUGAAGUUGUAGACAUAGUUGUUGGAUUUGUUGUUUCUUUAGUUACAAAUGUUGUACUUGGAGCUUCAGUUGUGGGUGCAAUAGUUGUCGUUGCGGCUGUUGUUGUACCCAGAGAUGAAGUAGGCACUGUCACGGUUGUGGAAGGUGUUGUAGUUGUUGAACUUGCAGUCGUACUUUGUGACAUUGUUUGCAUGGUUGUUGGAUUUGUCGUUUUCAUAGUUACAACUGUUGUUGUGGGAGCUUCAGUUGUGUGUUCAAGAGUUGUCGUUGCAGCUGUUGUUGUACCCGGAGAAGAAGUAGGAACUGUUGUAGUAGAGGGAGGAACUGUCGUGGUUAUGGAAGGUGUAGAUGUAGUUGUUUCAGGUGCAGUUGUACUUUGUGAAAUUGUAGACAUAGUUGUUGGAUUUGUUGUUUCUUUAGUUACAAAUGUUGUACUUGGAGCUUCAGUUGUGGGAGCAAUAGUUGUCAUUGCUGCUGUUGUUGUACCCAGAGAUGAAGUAGGCACUGUCACAGUUGUGGAAGGUGUAGAUGUAGUUGUUGAACUUGCAGUCGUACUUUGUGACAUUGUUUGCAUAGUUGUUGGAUUUGUCGUUUCCAUAGUAACAACUGUUGUUGUGGGAGCUUCAGUUGUGUGUGCAAGAGUUGUCGUUGCAGCUGUUGUUGUACCCAGAGAAGAAGUAGGAACUGUUGUAGUAGAGGGAGGAACUGUCGUGGUUAUGGAAGGGGUAGAUGUAGUUGUUUCAGGUGCAGUUGUACUUUGUGAAAUUGUAGACAUAGUUGUUGGAUUUGUUGUUUCUUUAGUUACAAAUGUUGUAGUUGGAGCUUCAGUUGUGGGAGCAAUAGUUGUCAUUGCGGCUGUUGUUGUACCCAGAGAUGAAGUAGGCACUGUCACAGUUGUGGAAGGUGUAGAUGUAGUUGUUGAACUUGCAGUCGUACUUUGUGACAUUGUUUGCAUAGUUGUUGGAUUUGUCGUUUCCAUAGUAACAACUGUUGUUGUGGGAGCUUCAGUUGUGUGUGCAAGAGUUGUUGUUGCAGCUGUUGUUGUACCCAGAGAAGAAGUAGGAACUGUUGUAGUAGAGGGAGGAACUGUCGUGGUUAUGGAAGGGGUAGAUGUAGUUGUUUCAGGUGCAGUUGUACUUUGUGAAAUUGUAGACAUAGUUGUUGGAUUUGUUGUUUCUUUAGAUACAAAUGUUGUAGUUGCGGCUUCAGUUGUGGGUACAAGAGUUGUCGUUGAGGCUGUUGUUGUACCCAGAGAUGAAGUAGGCACUGUCAAAGUUGUGGAAGGUGUUGUAGUUGUUGAACUUGCAGUGGAACUUUGUGAAAUUGUAGACAUAGUUGUUGGAUUUGUUGUUUCUUUAGUUACAAAUGUUGUACUUGGAGCUUCAGUUGUGGGUGCAAUAGUUGUCCUUGCGGCUGUUGUUGUACCCAGAGAUGAAGUAGGUACCGUCACAGUUGUGGAAGGUUUUGUUGUGGUUGAACUUGCAGUCGUACUUUGUGAAAUUGUUUGUAUAGUUGUUGGAUUUGUUGUUUCCAUAGUUACAACUGUUGUUGUGGGAGCUUCAGUUGUGUGUGCAACAGUUGUCGUUGCAGCUGUUGUUGUACCCGGAGAAGAAGUAGGAACUGUUGUAGUAGAGGGAGGAGCUGUCGUGGUUAUGGAAGGUGUAGAUGUAGUUGUUUCAGGGGCAGUUGUACUUUGUGAAAUUGUAGACAUAGUUGUUGGAUUUGUUGUUUCUUUAGUUACAAAUGUUGUAGUUGGAGCUUCAGUUGUGGGUGCAAGAGGUGUUGUUGCAGCUGUUGUUGUACCUGGUGAAGAUGUAGGGACUGUUGUAGUAGAGGGAAGCACUGUCAUAGUUGUGGAAGGUGUUGUAGUUGUUGCACUUGCAGUUGUGCUUUGUGAAAUUGUAGACAUAGUUGUUGGAGUAGUUGUUUCUUUAGUUACAACUGUGGAUGUGGGAGUUUCAGUUGUGCUUGCAUCAGCUGUUGUUGAAGCUGUUGUUAUAUCUGUAGACACAGAAGGAACUGUUGUAGUAGAGGGAAGCUUUGUCUCGGUAGUGGAAGGUAUUGUAGUUGUUGCACUUUCAGCUGUACUUUGUGAAAUUGUUGAUAUAGUUUUAGGAGUUGUAGUUUCUUGAGUUACAGUUGUGGUUAUGGUAGGAAGUGUUGUUUGGGUUUGAGCUGAAUUGCUUGCAGUGGGUUGUUGGGAUGUAGAUGAUGGAACAGUAGUU
This is a messenger RNA of Xyrauchen texanus (razorback sucker), 4289 nucleotides long. RefSeq lists its product as uncharacterized. The transcript is spliced from 3 exons. Lineage: Eukaryota; Metazoa; Chordata; Actinopteri; Cypriniformes; Catostomidae. The record is from RefSeq and is a predicted model, not a curated record. The coding region runs from base 123 to 4196 and encodes 1357 amino acids.